Messenger RNA from Acanthosepion pharaonis, 882 nucleotides. The record is from the annotation of a GenBank genome assembly. Lineage: Eukaryota; Metazoa; Mollusca; Cephalopoda; Sepiida; Sepiidae.
AUGAACUUUUCAGCCCACCCAUGUAUCUGCUCUAUUUUUCUUAUAUCAUUCUCUCUCUUGCUCUCUCUCUCUCUCUCUCUCUCAUCUUUCUUAUUCUCUCUAUGUUUCUUUCUCUCUAUUUAUCCAGUUCCAUCUUGGCCUUUUUCACUUGUCUUUGUUGCCUCUUUUACUGACUUUCUCUAUUAUUGCAUUAUGUCUUUCCUUAUCUCUCUUUAUUUUAUCUCUAUUUUCUCUGUAAUACCAUUUUCUCUUUCUCUCUUGUUCUCAUGGACUAUUUCUUUAUAUUCUUCUACAUUUUUUUCUUUUAACGUAUUACUUGUUUUCCUACCAACAUUUUUCUUUUACAUUCUCUUUUUCUCUUACCUCUUUUCUCACUCUCUUUUUUCUCUAGCCACUUUUUGUCUAACCUUCACUUUUUCUCCUACUUUCAUUUCUCUCUUUUUCGCUCUUAACUUCACUUUUUCUCUUUUUCUCUCUUUCUUUUUCCUCUUACCUUCACAUUUUUCUCCUGCUUUCUAUUCUUUCUUUCUUUUCUCUCUUACCUUCACGUUUUCUCUUAUUUUCUUUUCUCUCUGUCUUUUCCCACUUAACUUCACAUUUUUCUCCUACUUUCUAUUCUCUCUUUCUUUUCUCUCUUGCCUUCACAUUUUCCCUUACUUUCUUUUCUCUCUUUCCUUUUCCUCUUACCUUCACUUUUUACUCUCCCCUUUUCUUUUUUACCCUCUCUUUCAUUCUCUUUUUCUUUUUUUCUAUUUCUACCUACUUUUUCUUUUGCCAUCUCUUCAUCACUUAUUUUCUCUUUCAUUCUUUAUUCUCUUUGAUUCCCUUCCAUUGCCUUUUGGCUUUCAGUCUGUAUUAUCAAUUCUAUGUUUCACUUAUUAG